Molecule: messenger RNA, 486 nt
Organism: Staurois parvus
Lineage: Eukaryota; Metazoa; Chordata; Amphibia; Anura; Ranidae
Source: the annotation of a GenBank genome assembly
GACUGCGGACACAGUACAGGAGAUGACCAGAGACUGCGGACACAGUACAGGAGAUGACCAGAGACUGCGGACACAGUACAGGAGAUGGACCAGAGACUGCGGACACAGUACAGGAGAUGGACCAGAGACUGCGGACACAGUACAGGAGAUGGACCAGAGACUGCGGACACAGUACAGGAGAUGGACCAGGGACUGCGGACACAGCACAGGAGAUGGACCAGAGAAUGCGGACACAGUACAGAAGAAGACCAGAGAAUGCGGACAACAGUACAGGGAAUGACCAGAGACUGCAGACAGUACAGGGAAUGACCAGAGACUGCAGACAGUACAGGGAAUGACCAGAGACUGCAGACAGUACAGGGAAUGACCAGAGACUGCAGACAGUACAGGGAAUGACCAGAGACUGCAGACAGUACAGGGAAUGACCAGAGACUGCAGACAGUACAGGGAAUGACCAGAGACUGCAGACAGUACAGGGAAUGACCA